Messenger RNA from Neoarius graeffei (lesser salmon catfish), 1525 nucleotides. It is a transcript of the gene ube2g1b, whose product is annotated as ubiquitin-conjugating enzyme E2G 1b (UBC7 homolog, yeast). Lineage: Eukaryota; Metazoa; Chordata; Actinopteri; Siluriformes; Ariidae. The transcript has 6 exons. The record is from RefSeq and is a predicted model, not a curated record. Bases 123 to 632 code for a protein of 169 amino acids. Gene Ontology annotation, biological process: proteasome-mediated ubiquitin-dependent protein catabolic process; protein polyubiquitination. Gene Ontology annotation, molecular function: ubiquitin conjugating enzyme activity.
AAAAAAAAAUGUCAGUCAGGCGACAACAGUAGUUACGAGGCGAAAUAGCUCAAGCACGGUGUUUAACUUUAUUAUCUUUACAUUUACUUUGAGGUUUUUUUUAUUAUUAUUAUCGAAUUAAAAUGACCGAACAGUCGUCGCUUCUUCUUAGAAAGCAGUUAGCAGAACUCAAUAAGAACCCUGUUGAGGGCUUUUCGGCUGGUCUGAUCGAUGAUGAUGAUAUAUAUCAGUGGGAGGUUGUGGUCAUCGGUCCAGCAGAUACGUUGUUCGAGGGUGGAUUUUUUAAAGCGAACCUCACCUUUCCUCAUGACUACCCACUCCGCCCUCCAAAGAUGAAAUUUAUUACAGAAAUCUGGCACCCUAAUGUGGCGAAGAAUGGCGACGUCUGCAUCUCGAUCUUACACGAGCCAGGAGAGGACAAGUUUGGCUAUGAGAAGCCUGAAGAGCGCUGGCUGCCAAUCCACACCGUCGAGACAAUCAUGAUCAGUGUUAUCUCCAUGCUCGCAGACCCGAACAGUGACUCACCGGCCAAUGUGGAUGCUGCUAAAGAAUGGCGAGAGGAUCCUGAUGGAGAGUUCAAAAGGAAAGUAGCCCGCUGUGUCAGAAAAAGCCAGGAGAUGGCAUUCGACUAGAUCUUCCCUUCACGGCAAUCCUCACUUAAAUGGAAACCUUGGAGUAUUUUAGAUCAGAGAUCACUUUGUGCCCAAGUUUCACUUGCAAGGAAACGAAAAUGUUCUAACAGCUGAAUCUUCUCUGAUUGCUUGGUUAGAAGUAUAUUGCGUGCGUGUGUGUGUGAGAGAGAGAGAUGGACUUAUUUAUUGUCUGGAUAAUACUGAAGUGUAAUGCAUGACCUUUUUGCUUCCCCCUCUGCCUCUGAGCCAUCAGUUAUGUGCAAAGACACUUAUGCAAUCUUCUCCGUUUCACACUCACUGUAGCUGGAGAGAACCUCAUACCACAAAUGUCUCUUACAAAGAAGCUUAUCCUCCUGUACAGGACAGGAUUGAAUUCGCUGAUGGCAAGUGGUGAUGGCAAACCAAAAAGAAGACUUUUGAAAGAGUAUUUUUAUGUAUAAAAUAUUCCAUGAUUGUAAAUAUCCUAGUAUUACAGCCAGGUCAACCUGCCCAUCUGUUUCUGUUGUUGUUCUCCACUUAGGUUUUAUUCAUGUGUGGUUUAAGUAUGCAGCGUAAAACCUAAUCAGCUGUUUACAUCCAUCUCACUCCAUACUAGUUUUUAAACCUUUUAUCGAUUUGUCCUAAUUCACCUCAUCAUUAAAAGCAUUUUUUGUCUAAAACUUUCAUCUGUGAGAAACAUUUGUGGUUCUCGUUCUCACAUGUGACUCUGCUCAGGUGCAUCAUGUUUUCCAAACGGAAACAAUUCAAUAUUUGUAGCUAAGGAAUAACGUUGAUUUACAACUACUCAUCAUUUACACGUGUUUAUCCCAAAUAUGAAGAAUAAAAACCCUUUGUGCAGAAAAAUGUUCAAGUAUUUGUAUCCAACUACAGAAUAAAGUACAUUUUAUUUUUCA